Molecule: messenger RNA, 1337 nt
Organism: Ipomoea nil (Japanese morning glory)
Lineage: Eukaryota; Viridiplantae; Streptophyta; Magnoliopsida; Solanales; Convolvulaceae
Exons: 12
Coding region: 68-1243 (391 amino acids)
Source: RefSeq, a predicted model, not a curated record
AUUAUCAUCUCUCUCAAUAAGCACUGUUAUUCUCCAAGAUUGGGUUUUUAUCAUAUCACCGGUUUCCAUGGCUUCUUCUUCUUCUUCUUCUUCAUUUCCAACCCCUAUAAAGGUAAAGAAGAGGCGGGCAUUUAUUUGCAGUUAUUGCUGGUCUUCUGUAUUUCUGUUUUCUGCAGGUUUCUUCAUUGCCACUGCAGUUUUGGUUCUCACAGAUUACAACCAGAGGCUUUUAGGGUGGCAGCUGAUUGAAGCUUUCGGGACAUCAGAACCCACUUGUCAGGAUGAAUGCAAGGCUGUUGGAACUGAGACAUUGCCUAGGGGUAUUGUUUCUAAAACCUCUGAUCUGGAGAUGCGGCCGCUUUGGGGUUCUGCUAAACAGAAGCCGAAGUCUCCAAUGAGCUUGUUAGCAAUGGCAGUUGGAAUAAAGCAGAAGAAGAACGUAGAAGAAAUAGUAAAGAAGUUUCCAUUAUCUGAUUUCAUGAUUAUGCUUUUCCAUUAUGACGGGCUGGUGGAUGAAUGGAAAGAUUUGGAGUGGAGUAGCAGCGCCAUACAUGUUUCUGCUCCCUAUCAAACAAAGUGGUGGUUUGCCAAGCGGUUCUUGCAUCCCGAUAUCGUUGCAGAUUAUGCUUACAUUUUUAUUUGGGAUGAAGAUCUCGGGGUUCAACAUUUUAAUGUUGCAAGAUACUUAUCAAUAGUGAAAGAAGAAGGGCUUCAGAUAUCACAGCCCGCAAUAGAUGCUGAGAAAUCAGAGAUUCAUCACAAGCUUACUGCUCGAGUAAAUGGAUCAAAAGUUCACAGGAGGGAAAUAAACAUUAGAGGCCCGGGGACGAGGUGUUUCCCCGACAGCCAGGGUCCUCCUUGCACAGGAUGGGUGGAAAUAAUGGCUCCGGUUUUCUCCAGUGCAUCGUGGAGAUGUGUGUGGCACAUCAUUCAGAACGACCUGGUUCAUGGAUGGGGCGUCGACUUCCAAGUUGGUUAUUGCGCACAGGGUAACCGAACCGCCAAUGUUGGGGUGGUUGAUACUGAAUAUUUGGUUCACUACGCCCUCCCUACACUCGGGGGGUCAUCAAACCAGACAAGUAAUGAAGCAAAAGGCCAGCAGGGUUCUUCCAAGGAAUCCUCAUCUCAUCCAUCUCAUGCUAGAAAUGCAGUGAGGAAGCAAUCUUUUGUUGAGCUAGACAUCUUUAAUAACAGAUGGAGAAAAGCUGUUACAGAAGACAAAUGUUGGGUUGAUCCAUUUUGAAGCCAAAGAGGACUCUCACAUAUAUACAGCAUAUCACUUAUAAGGAAUUGAAAAUUCUUUCUAUCAUUUUUAAUAGAAAGGAAAACUGUAUCAA